AUGUACGCGCGAGUCAAUGGUCAAUCAGGUGUCAUUAUCACAUCGCGCGGAAUUGAUGUUAUCCAUCAAGGAUGUCGAGCAAAAACGGGACGAGAUCUCAUGCCGCAUCGAGUCAAGCCGCACUCGACAACAAUGACAAAAAGGCACCGUCGACGGAAGUCAUCAUCCCGGAUUGGAUGUCGCGCACUCAAACAACGAGAAGCCGAAGAAGAAGCCAAUCGUAUCAUGACGGAGCAAAUGAUGAAUGCAAACAAUACAACCAAUAGAUUAGUCCUAUUCGUAUUAACAGCAAUCCACGACACCAACACACAAACACAACAAAGUCAACACAAGGCACAACCCGUCAAACGCCGCAAACAACAGUUGACGAACAUGAACUCUACGAAGCACAACAAUUGA
Molecule: messenger RNA, 399 nt
Organism: Seminavis robusta
Lineage: Eukaryota; Bacillariophyta; Bacillariophyceae; Naviculales; Naviculaceae
Source: the annotation of a GenBank genome assembly